Chroicocephalus ridibundus (black-headed gull) is the source of this 730-nucleotide messenger RNA. RefSeq names its product microsomal glutathione S-transferase 3 (gene MGST3). Bases 164 to 595 code for a protein of 143 amino acids. Lineage: Eukaryota; Metazoa; Chordata; Aves; Charadriiformes; Laridae. The transcript has 6 exons. Gene Ontology annotation, cellular component: membrane; nuclear envelope; endoplasmic reticulum. Gene Ontology annotation, molecular function: glutathione transferase activity; glutathione peroxidase activity. The record is from RefSeq and is a predicted model, not a curated record.
ACGCCACUAGCUCCUCCCCGAGGCCGGUCCCCAACUCGCCGGCAGCGCGGGGGCGGCCGCCGCCGGACCCCGCCUGCGGGCGGUGCCGCGGGCAGACCCGGCCCCGCUCCUCCCCGUCCCGCAGCGAACUGGGCUGGCUCGGCGCCGCGCCGGAGGCACCAAGAUGGCUGUUCUCUCAAAGGAGUAUGGCUAUGUCAUCCUGACGGGGGCUGCCAGCUUCGUCUUGGUCACCCAUCUGGCGGUGAAAGUGGCCAAGGCCCGCAAGAAGUACAACGUGGAGUAUCCAACCAUGUACAGCACAGACCCUGAACACGGGCGUGUAUUCAACUGCAUCCAGCGUGCGCACCAGAACACAUUGGAAGUUUACCCUGCCUUCCUGUUCUUCUUAGGCACCAGUGGAAUCUAUCACCCGCGGACUGCCACAGGGCUUGGCAUCACUUGGAUUAUUGGGAGAAUCCUUUAUGCCUAUGGCUACUACACAGGAGAUCCAAAAAACCGAAGGAGAGGAGCCAUUGGUUCAGUUGCGCUCAUUGGGCUGGUGGGCACAGGAGUGUAUUCGGCUUGCCAGCACCUUGGCUGGAUCUGCCAGGGCUAACUGACCAUCAUGAUGGCUGGCUAGGAAACUAAAGGAACUUUUGUUGUCUUUUCUGUUAGAACAUUUCAUUUCCUGUUUGUUUUUUUUUUUUUCCUUCUCAUUCAAUAAAAUGAAGUUGUCAAUCCUGUAUUUUCA